AUGCGCAUUGCUUCGGUAAUCCUGACAACGUAUGUCAACAACUUUUUUUCAACGCCAGUAAAACUAAAACUAAAAGAGUUAAGAAAUACAUUUUCGGAAAAUUUGCUUCUUUUCCCCCCUGUUAUCAUAAAAAGGGAUAUUCUAAGAAUAUUCAAGGAUGGAAUACACGGGCAGCAGUUAUGAUGGUGACCACAAGAACGGAAGAAUGGAAGGCAAAGGAAAGUAUGGGUUUCCAACGGACACCAAGUAUGAAGGAGAAAUGAAGGACGGCAUGUUUCAUGGUAAAGGAACACUGUUCUUUCCUAAUGGAAGCAAGUAUGAUGCAACAUGGGAAAAUGGAAUAGCAGUAGAGGGCAAGUAUACCUUUGCUGAUGGUCUGGAGUAUGAUGAGCCAGAGUGGUUGUAUUGUGAUGGAUAUGACAGAAGAUUCUACACAGAGACAUGUGAUGGACUCAAACCAGCUGGUCGCUCACAGCUGACGAACAGGAUCCCCCCUAGAGACAUCCCAGAGGGUUGCUAUGAUACAGGAGAUGGCUUCUAUAACCCAGCAUCGAGAGUCAUUGUGGAUUACAACCAGAAAUUCCUAAGGAAUGCAGAUGAUGAUGAACAUGACUGGAUUAUCAAGACGUGCAGGAAAGGAUGGGAUGAGAUAGCCGGGUAUCAACCAAAACCAGAUUUAUAAGACGUUCUUAUUUAUACUCAAGCCAUUAAACUUAAAAUGCACUUACAAGAGAUUUUCUUAUUACGGUACAAAUAAGGACCAGGAAAUAUAAAACAGACCAGUGCCCCUACACUUUAUAUCAUGCUAUAAAUUUUGUGACAUAUGUUAGCUAGGGCAUUCUCUAAUUUUAGAGAUAUGAUCCAUUCUGUAUGCUUUACAGAACCAAACUGAAAAUUGUCAACCUGAACAAAACUCAAAACUAUCAACCUGAAACACUGAAAUUAGAGUAAUAACUGCAAUUUAGUCACUGAGUUAAUUUAGCUAGAGUUAACAAAGACAUUUCUAUUGUUCAUGCCUCAUCUGAAGCAACAAUAUAGAAAGAUGUUUGUCACCUCAGUACAAAUGUUAACCCUGCCAUCAGCCAAAGUCCUCAUUUCCUUCUGCAUGUUGUAUCAAUCAAGACACAGUGAUUCAUGGAUGUGUGUGCUUUUGAUUUUUCCUAAAGUGUUGAGUUUGUAAACUGAAACCAUUGUCUUCAGAGAGGGUUCCCUUUUCCAGUGGCAGUGAUACUUAUAUUGGCUUACCGGUAGUAUUUAAAUGAUCAGUUAAAGAUCGAUUAACUUUUAAUUAAGUUUUAAUGAAUGUACAGUAUGUAUCACAAUUUAUACGGUAUCUCACCUUUUUUUUCUUCUCCAAAUCAAUUUAUGUAUUUAUGUUUAACUGAGCUAUGCCAUCUAUUGUACCAAGCAUUUGUCUUAUUUUUUAAAUGUGAAAAAAUGUAUUUGAAUGUGUAUAUAUUUGUAUUUAAAAUGAGAAUGUAAAUAAACCUCUACAAUAAUGUGUAUAAAUCCUACAAUAUAUUUUAA
Messenger RNA from Strongylocentrotus purpuratus (purple sea urchin), 1527 nucleotides. It is a transcript of the gene morn5, whose product is annotated as MORN repeat-containing protein 5. The coding region runs from base 158 to 682 and encodes 174 amino acids. The transcript has 5 exons. The record is from RefSeq and is a predicted model, not a curated record. Lineage: Eukaryota; Metazoa; Echinodermata; Echinoidea; Camarodonta; Strongylocentrotidae.